AUGACUUACAUUCACUUAUUCAUUUUAUUUCUACCUCUUUCAACUCACGCAACCCCCCUUCAUCUUACAGCCAGACAAGAUCCAGUCCCAACAGUCGCAAACAUUGCCAACGAGUACGGACAUAAUCCUUGUGCAUCACCCACGGACGUAGCACAAUCAUGGUUAUGUGAACAUCCUGAAAUUGCUACUGCUCCAGUGGACAGCGCCACGAUCAUUCCAGGUAAUUACGGUACGGUCAAUCCAAACACUGUGUCGUCCUCAGCCGCUUCUGCUCCUGUGACCUAUGAUGGUCCUUCUGAGCCAGUAGAGCCCACCACUUUCAUCAGUGAUAUAGCAUCAGUUGCCACGUCGUACUCGUCACCUGAUGCAGGUAGCAGUGCUGCGACUCGAACAGUCGGUGUUCAACCUACUCAAUCUACUACUCCUGUAUCUUCUGUACCUAUCGCACCAACCGAGGUACCUUAUCUUUCUUCGUCAGUCGUCGAAGAUGGAUAUACAGUCACAUCCAGUCAUCCAUCACAGAAUACAAUUCCUAACGAACCGUCAUCGACUAUAGCUGAACCGUCCUCUCCAGCUACGCAAUCCACAUCUUCAACGUCAAAUUCCAAUUCAACCACUUCUUCCCCAUCAGAAUGCGGAUGUGGAUACUCUUUCUCCGAAAACUUCAAUUCAGCUUAUUACCCUAAAGCCAAAAUCAUCGAUUUCUCUACAAUCGCCGAUGGAACCGAUGUGACAAAUUUGGGUUUCUCAGUCAGUAAUGGUGACAAAAUUGGUGCUAGCUCCAUGACAGAUCACUCGAUGAUUUGCGUGGGGUCAUCAGAGAACGUAUAUAUCGCGGGAGGCGUUUUGAAUAUCAAGGUUCCUGCUGGGCAAUUGAAAGGUGGUGAAAUAGUGUUUGAGGAGGCGGUUACCGGGGGAGUGUUUUCGAUGGAAGCUAAGAUCGAUAAGACCGAGGGUACAUGUCAAAGUCUUUUCGCAUAUACCAGAACUGAAGGCACGGCAGACGAGCUAGAUAUGGAGAUGUUAGGUAAAAACAUCUUCAAACCUGAUGAUAAUGGUGAUACAGGUAUUGGAUUGAGUAAUUAUGCACCGGACGGAUCAAAAGAUGGUGAACAUGCGGACUACACAUCAGAUCCUACAGCUGAUUUCAACAGAUACACUAUCGGCUGGUUCUCAGAUUCAAACAAGUUCUACUAUAACGAUCAACAGCUGAAGGGCCCCGAACCACACUUACCGGUAAACCCAUCUUCGAUCAUCAUCAAUAACUGGUCCAAUGGUGUUCCGACAUUCACCGCAGGUCCUCCAGCUGAAGACAACACCUUGCAAAUCCGUAAGAUCGAGUACUACUAUCAAACCGAAGAUCACUCGAUGUACCCCGCUCUGGCUUCUGGAUGCUCUGUUGAUAGUGCUUGUCAAGUCGUUUAG
This is a messenger RNA of Kwoniella botswanensis, 1425 nucleotides long. RefSeq lists its product as uncharacterized. Gene Ontology annotation, molecular function: hydrolase activity, hydrolyzing O-glycosyl compounds. The coding region runs from base 1 to 1425 and encodes 474 amino acids. NCBI's taxonomy places the organism in Eukaryota, Fungi, Basidiomycota, Tremellomycetes, Tremellales, Cryptococcaceae. Gene Ontology annotation, biological process: carbohydrate metabolic process. The transcript is spliced from 6 exons. The record is from RefSeq and is a predicted model, not a curated record.